AUGUGGUGGGAAGAUUUCGACAGAAAUGUUCCUACACCAGCAAUAUUGAAGCCAGAAUCAUUGUGGACUGGGAAACAAGUUUUCAAUCUUAUUAUUCCCAAGCAAAUAAAUUUAACUAGGUAUUCUAGCUGGCAUAAUGAUAACGAAGGGGAUACUAUGGUCAGAAUUGAAAAAGGGGAACUACUUACCGGAACUCUUUGCAAAAACACACUUGGAGAAUCUACUGGAAGUCUCGUUCAUGUCAUUUGCUUUCGCCUCUUUCCUUGCGACAUUGCUUGGUUAUUGUUUCCUCCUGGCUGUGGAAGGGCGAUUCCAGAUUCUGCUCUUCUUUUCAACUUUCUCUCGAGGCUUUCUGCUUUUUUCAGAGAUGAUUAA
Messenger RNA from Arachis ipaensis, 375 nucleotides. The record is from RefSeq and is a predicted model, not a curated record. Lineage: Eukaryota; Viridiplantae; Streptophyta; Magnoliopsida; Fabales; Fabaceae.